AUAUCAAAAACAUCACAAAACUUAAUGAAAUCUAAAUGCGUCUCGAUGGUGAAUUGGCUUUUUGGGCCUCCAAGCGCCCCCUGGUGGAAUAACGACGUUCACAACAGCAUUUUCAGCUCAAUCUUCUGUGACAGGGGAGGGCACGGGGAACAUUCUUUACUCCAAGCACAUUGUAUGGCAGAGGACUGUGGCAUCGUAGUGCAGACUCAUUUUUACUGUGAUACGGACACGGGAGAUACUGACGAGGGAUGAAUCCUCUUCCAGCCCGUGGAUGCGCCCUAACCGUGUCCAAUGGAUCUCCCCGGCAUCAGCAACGCGACUGUGGACAUGUCGGGCUCGGGCUUCAUCUUAGAGAUCGUGACCAUCAAAGCCGUUGUAAACAGCCUGAGCACUCAGGCCAGCAACUAUACAGCGGGCGAGGAGCCCAGCAACACCCCGGUGAGGAGAUCGGAGGGGAACUCGGUUCUCCAGGGCAUCGCGGUGGCUUCGCAGGCGCUGCUGCUCCUGGCCAUCUUUUUACUGUCCAGUCUGGGCAAUUCAGCGGUCGUGGUGGUUAUAAUCAAACACAGGCAGUUGAGAACCGUCACUAACGCGUUCAUCAUGUCCCUGUCCCUCUCGGAUUUCCUCACGGCUGUUCUUUGUUUACCCUUCUCCUUCAUGAUGCUCUUCAGCAAGGAUGGCAAGUGGAUGUUUGGGGAGCCCUUCUGCGUUGCCAACGGCUUCUUCAACACCUGCUUCGGCAUCAUCUCCACCCUGACCAUGACUCUCAUCUCAUUCGACCGCUAUUAUGCUAUCGUUAGGCAGCCGCAAGCCAAAAUCGGCCGCAGGAGAGCGAUGCAGCUCCUGGCGGCCGUUUGGUUUGCAGCGGUGGGUUUCUCGUUUCCUUGGUACCUGCUUAGGGAGACCUCCAGGCGCUUGGUGGUGCACAAACAGGGGUUUUACCAUUGCAUGUACGUGUUCCACUCUGGCACCUCCAGGAUGGGUACUGAAUACAGUGUAGCUUUAAUAGUAGUGUGUUAUCUGCUUCCCUUCGCCCUCAUGUGCUUCUGCCACUACAACAUCUGCAAAACCGUCCGACUGUCGGAGAUCAGGGUGCGACCGGUGACCACUUACGCGCACCUGUUGCGCUUCUACAGCGAGAUGCGCACCGCCACCACCGUGCUCAUCAUGAUCGUGUUCAGCAUCUUCUGCUGGGGGCCCUACUGCCUGAUGGGCAUCAUCACCGCGCUCGGGAGCUACUCCUUCAAUCCUGCUAUGGACACCGUGGCCAUCUGGAUGGCGUGGGCUAACGGUGCCAUCAACCCGCUGAUUUACGCCAUAAGGAACCCGAACAUAUCAAUGCUGUUGGGUCGCAGCAGAGAGGAGGGAUACAGGACUAGAAACAUCGCUGCGUACCUGUCCACGCAGACGCAGCGCAGGGACACGGUCCGGAACCGGGCGGACCGGACUAGAGACCGGUACGUGAGCCACCACGGCGCAAACAGCCGUCUGUCUUCCUCCAGCCCGACCAACGGCGGAGAUGUGGCCAUGUGGGCCUGUAAAAACCCGGCGGUGUUCUUCUGCAGAGAUGCGCAUCCGGACACGAUCACUGAACCGGCGGUGCCUAAAGCUUUGACUGCUGACACCAGUUUGUAACGCGCUCACACUUUAUGAUGACGACGUGGGAGCUAAAAUUACUUAAAAAUGUCGAUUUUCGUUUCUUGCAUUGGAUAACAAAAUGUCAAGUCAUGUUUACACAUUUAACACAAACUUUUCUAAUGCAAUGCUAUUAAUGCAUCAAGUGUAAGUAUAAUUGACUUCGAAUGUAUCUCUUUUCAGUUCCUUUACUUUCAAACUCAUUUUGACAUAGUCUAAAUAUUUUUUUAUGAUUUUAUAUGACAUUCACAUUGGUUUCAUAUACAGUACCAGAGGCUGUUUAACCUAGAACCUUAAUAGAAUUCUCUUGUUAAGUGACAUUUAUGCUGUUUUUCUGUUGUUGUUUUUUUUGUUUUUUUUAUCUUCCUUUUCUUGGGCCAUUUUAUCUUAAAAGAGCUAAAGUGUUUUAUUAAAUAUUCUGUUAAAUAACUAAGCUUUUGUCAAAAAGAGCCGACAAUCGCCAAUCUUUAAGUUGUUGAUAACAUUUUUCAAAAUUUUUCUCUAGGGGUUCACUUUUGAUAUAUGUAGCUAAUAUGCAAAUUUGUAGAUUUAAAUUUUUUGCGUUUUUAAGUUUUUAUGUUUUCAUUUAUUUAUUUAUUAAGCUACGUUCUGUAGUUUUUUUUAUAACGAUUUGAUCUUACGUAUUUUAUUACAGCAGUAUACCUCCCUUCAGAUUUCAGUAAAUCACAUGCAUUUAAAUAAACUGGAACACUAAUCAAAGUUUCAUGUCAGUUCCAAAUAUCUGAAUGUUCAUUACCUAAUAAUAUUAUUAUAUGAUGUUUAAAUAAACAUUAUUUUGUGUGUGUUUUUAAAGCUGAUGUAGUAGACUAAUAUAGACGUCACUAGCAAACUCUAAAAGUGAUGCUUUACAGAAAAAAAAAACAUAAACCCCGCCCCCAACUCACGCCAUUGGUCGAGUCAGUAGGACUAGGCUCGCUCUUUUCAUAACACUGUUAAAACUUUACAUUCUUCAGCUUUAAAUAUAAAUAGGCCUACAAGUAAAAAUAUCAAAGUUUGAAUGUAAAUUAAUUUAAGAUGCAUAUUAUAUGCAUUAUAUUAUUUAUUAAUAAUUAUUAUGUACAUUUAUAAAGUGUUACCAUCUUUUUACAUUUAAUUUUUCAACCUAUAUUUGAAAUCAGACUCUCCAAGCAUGAGUUUAUUAAUGUUAUGAAUUAGCAGAUAAAAUGUGUAGACUAAUGUGAGGUGUGCCAAGAUGAAAGUCACUCUUGAAUGCAUGAAUUAAUGUAAAUGCUUUAAAACACUGUGAAUGAACUGAGGAGUUUACAGUAAUCUCUCUCACAGCCUUAAACCAUAUCCAUGCUGUUCAUCAUCUACACUGACCUGGAAAAUUACCAGUGAAACAUAUAAGAGUUGAGAGAAUUGUAUGACUAUUUAAUUAAACAAUCAGUCAUAAUGACAUGGUCGUUUAAGAAAUAGGGUUUUUUCAUAGUAAAAUGUCUUAGCUUUAAGAUUUACAAAAUUAAAUCUUUUGGAUUGCCUUUUUCUGUAAUC
Carassius auratus (goldfish) is the source of this 3147-nucleotide messenger RNA. RefSeq names its product G protein-coupled receptor 135 (gene gpr135). Gene Ontology annotation, biological process: G protein-coupled receptor signaling pathway. The record is from RefSeq and is a predicted model, not a curated record. Gene Ontology annotation, cellular component: membrane. Gene Ontology annotation, molecular function: G protein-coupled receptor activity. NCBI's taxonomy places the organism in Eukaryota, Metazoa, Chordata, Actinopteri, Cypriniformes, Cyprinidae. The coding region runs from base 292 to 1635 and encodes 447 amino acids. The transcript has a single exon.